AUGAAGGAUUCCGGCAGCAUCCGCCUACUGGCAACAGGCGAACUGACGGGUCAGAGAUAUGGGGAGACACCCUACAAGUUGUACGAGUCCACCGACGGGCUCACGAGAGAGCAGCUUGAGCAAGCUCCCUACUUCUUCGUGUGGCUCCACGGCAUGGGCAACGGCCCCAUCGCGCCGAAGAACCUGCAAAGGAUGCAAGCGAGACUUAAGCACCGGGUGAUCUUCAUGGCUCCUCAAAGCCCGACCGCGAAGAACGAGCUCCGCUUCGACUGGGGCUGCUGUUACCACAAGACCCAGAACAAGAAUCAGCUAGGUUAUGUCUUUGGCUCGUUGCAUCAGGAGUUUCUUCGCGAUUUCUCACAGCAGAUCGGCUUUCUGGCCUCGUUGUUUCAAGCUGAGCGUACCCUCGUGAUGGGGUACAGCAUGGGCGGAUUCGGCGCUUUCCAAGUCGGGGGAUUCUCCCCAGCCACCUUCGACGCGGUGGUGUCGGUGGCGGGCUACGGCCUCGGGACCCUCGAGGAAGGUGAGGAGACACCCCAGCCAGAAGCACGAGAGCGCUUCGAGCAGUUCCUGGAGCAGGUAGCCACGAAAUUGUCAGACGUGCCCAUCGUGCUGGCGCUGCACGCACAGAAAGAUGGCAUGUCAAGCUUCACUGAUGUUAGCGCAAUCAUCGACAAGGUGAAGGAGUCGAGCCAGCAGCAUGGAAAAGAGAACGUUGUUGAGUUGCACCAGGUUCCGGAUGGAAAAGCUGAUUCUGACAAAACGUGGAAUAAAAAGACGAAGCAGAAGCGAAGAGGUCACCACUACUUCAACUACACCCUCCUCGACGGAUCCAGUGAAGAUUUCUUCUGGGCUAAGCUGCGAAGGUUCCUGGCAAAAGCUGAACCCCGCGGCGAGCUUUUUCCUGUCUCAGUCCAAAGUCGGAGACUUCCGUGGAGUGGCCGAGGAGCUGGGCGAAUGCCCUCGUGUCCGAAAUGCGAGCCAGAGGCGGCUCAGGACGAGGAGAUCGAGCCAGAGUUUGAAGUGGAGGGAGACGAGGAAGACCAGGCCGGGGUCUGGACCAAGGAGGAGGAAGAUCCUGAACAGAUUCGCGGCUGGAAGCUUGAAGACGAGCCUGAGCAGGAGGAGGCCGGCGCACUUGAGGAGAUGCCGCAACUCAAAGAGGACGCAUGGCCGGGAGCAGAAGGCCCUGAAAACCUGUCCUGGAAAGCGGCCUCAAGAGGCCCCCGUCCUCGCGUUGCGCCCUACUGA
This is a messenger RNA of Symbiodinium sp. CCMP2456, 1251 nucleotides long. The record is from the annotation of a GenBank genome assembly. Lineage: Eukaryota; Dinophyceae; Suessiales; Symbiodiniaceae.